Zeugodacus cucurbitae (melon fly) is the source of this 5208-nucleotide messenger RNA. It is a transcript of the gene dan, whose product is annotated as protein distal antenna. The record is from RefSeq and is a predicted model, not a curated record. The transcript has 2 exons. Bases 1355 to 3487 code for a protein of 710 amino acids. Lineage: Eukaryota; Metazoa; Arthropoda; Insecta; Diptera; Tephritidae. Gene Ontology annotation, molecular function: DNA binding.
CACAACAGCGAAAUUGUACCCGUGCAGACGCGCAAUUGUCCGAUACGGUCAGCGGAUUACCUUCUUUACUGUCUUCUUCUUGCUGAUUGCCAGCUGGCUACGACGUUGCCAUCUUUGUCGCUCGUCUACGUUACGCGUCGCUCGCCUAUUAAUCAUUACAUUUUUGGCUGUCACUGCAAUCGGUGGUGUGGUUUCCCUGUAGCUUGGUUCAGCUUGGUCAAGAGCGCGCGCAACUGACCAAAUGCCCAAAACAAGAAAUGAAACACUACAAACACGCGCAAAAACACAUACACUUGCAUAAGAAUAUGUGCCCGCACACAUUCUAAUAUACAUAUAUUAAAAACACACACAGAAACACUCGCGAAUAUGUACACGUGCUCAUAACCAUGUUGUAUCCGUUAAUAGUAAAUUUGAACGCACCUACACUGUCGCACAAUAAGGCGGUAGUUUCGGCGACGACCGUGAUGGUGGCGGUAAAUUUGUGCAAAUUCAAAUACUUUCGCCGCUAAAAUUAAACUUCGUCGCUCACUAGGUCCAGUUCAGCGACACUCGCGUUCGUAGUCGCGCUCGCGCUCAUAGUUGUUGAGCCGUAUUUACACUCGCGACAAUUUGUCGCCUUGCCGGUACGCUUUUCAUAUUCGAAGGUUCGCAAAGCACCGUUGAACGGAAACACAAUCACAUCCUUUGGACACGCGGACGAGACAACAGCGCCACGGUGAAGGCAUAAAAGGUGACAAAUAUACGACCAACAUAAAUAAAUGUGCUGCUCCACGUUGUGGACAUUACUCCUUCAUUCUUCCUUAAGAAUACGCGAAGUGACAAACAAUAAGAAAAGUGUAAAAUUACUAAAACUUAAUUUCAGUGAAUUUGUGAUUAUUAGUAAUUUAAAAAGAGCAAGUACGUAUGCAUCACUAUAUAUGUACCAUGUAACGUUAUACAUAUGUAUGUAUUAAAGUGAAAUUUUACAAUUAUCCAAUUGUCCAACUUUGAUUGGGUACCUAUACAAAUAUAUUCGCAAUUUUAUUAUAAGUGGAGUUAGUGGCGAUAUACCUUAUUUAUUAAAUUGUUUGCAAAGAAAACUGUUGCACUAAAGUCACCAAUGACUACACUGCUUAUGGUAUUUGUGUUAUGAUACUUACAUGCAGUCAAUAUAAUUGUUGUACGCUGUUGUGUGUAUAUUACGUUUUGUACUGAUGUGUUUGUAAUUUGACAGAAAUUAAAGGUGACCAAGUGAAAUAUAUUAAUAAGGAAUUGCUUUCAAGCAACAACUCUUUCAUUCUUCGAACUGUUUCAAAUUAACGAACUCAAACUGUUCGACACCGGUCUAAAGUUGGAUAUCUCCAGCUAUUCCCAUAUGAAUAUUCGGAUGAGUACAAAGGGCAAACGCCCAUUGCGUAGUUUAACUCCGAGUGAUAAAAUCAAUGCUAUUCAACGAAUUCAUGAUGGAGAGUCAAAGGCAUCGGUGGCACGUGAUAUCGGCGUCCCAGAAUCCACAUUACGUGGGUGGUGCAAAAACGAGGAUAAGCUGCGUUUUAUGUCACGGCAAACUGAUAAAAUAACAGCCGAUUCAUUGGCUGAAAAGCUGGGAACAUCGGCUGGAAUUUUAGUAGGUCCUCCUGAAAAACGUCAAAAAUUGGACGGUAGUUCCUUGCCAUUCAAUUAUUCUAAUAAAAUCAAAUAUGAUGAUAUGAUGUACAAACGAUCUUCGUUAAAUGGUCUGGAAUAUGCGUCAAAUAAAACGCUUUCAGAGGUUAGUUUCAAUGGUUUGUCCACGGACUUUAUUGCUUUCAGCGGUGCUGUAAAGAACAAAAGCUUUGGCGCCGACGUAUCACGUCAAUCAGAUCCCGCAAUUGCUGCUAUAAGCCCCCUAACAAGUCUAUCCCAGCUUUCGGGGCUAUCUGGACUGACUCAAUCACCCCUAGCAAUUAGUUUCAAUGAACUUACAUCAAAUCUAAAUAUAUUAGCACAACUAAACCCUGGAUUGGCAGCAAUGUCCAGUCUGAAUGGUUUAGGCGCUACAGCAAGCACAUUACGUAAUGUGAAAACAAAACCUCAACCACAAUUGGAAAGCCCCCGAAGUGAAUGUGGAGAUCGGCAACAGGGGUUGACUGUUAAAAAUUGGGCGAAACAAAAGUCACCAACAUCGCCUUCUGGUGAAUCUUGCUAUGGACUGAACCUCCGCCUAAAUGAAGAUAACAAUAAACGCAAAAUUAAAUGUCCUAGCCCAUCACUCGCACCAUCGCUUUCUAUUUUAUCAGAUGACCCGUUACUUUAUUGGUUGAAGUCUCAGCAAGCUAUGCUGGGACUUAGUAAUCUCUAUCCAUCACCAAUAGCCCCGCCAAUGGGUUCAUCGAGUCCACCGUUACGAUCUUCAACACCACAGCAAUCAGCGAAACUUCAUAUCAAUACACCAUUAAAUAUUUCUGGAUCCAUUACCCCGUCGUCGACGCCCUGCACUAAUUUGGAUGAUAAAAACACCGCAUGGCUUAACUGGUGUAAAGCUUUGGGCGCUAGUCUUAACUCAUUAGCACCAGCUACUGCUGCUGUUCUUCAUGGUCCACCUAUAACACAACCACAUCAAUCGUCUUCCAAUGUGACAAUUCCCACAGAUAUUGAAACUACCACAUCGACAUCUAAUGUAUCAACUCAAAAUUCACAUUUGGAAAGAAUUCUUUUUACUCAACUAACAAAAAAUAUUGAUAGCUGUUCAAUGGAACAUUCAGCAAUUCUUAACAAUGCCCAUAUAGAAAAUAUAGAUUCUUUAAACAAACCUGAAGACCUAUCAUCUCGCACGAUAAAAAAUAAUUCAACAGCUACAUCGCCAUCACCAACACCACAAGCUCGGAGUACAUCACCAAGCCCUAAUACAGAAGAAAGUCUAGUUCCCACUCCAGCACAUAGUCCAAACGAGCAAUUAUCAACAGAAGUUCCCAACUCUCCCCUUUACAAUGAAGAAGCGGAAGACUGCGGUACUAAUAUGUCAGAUUGCAAAGACGUUUUGGACAAUUUAUUAUACAAAAUCAAUAAUAAUCCAUCCGUGAUAUCAUUAAGCAAAACCACUACGCCGACAAGUGUCGAAGGAGCAGACGAUGAUGGAUGUAUCAGUGAUUCUAAUGCCAGCUAUGGAAGCGAUAAUAAUCAAAAUUGCAGCGAUGAUAACGUCAAUAACAAUAACCACUCUAAUAAAACAGAUGAGGAAGAACGCUUAAAAUUAGCAUCAUUUAAAAAAGAAGAUGAAGACUAUGAAGCCAUAAAUCAUGGUGAACAAUUUCUUAAAUGGUUAGAAAACUGUAGCAAUCCUCGAAUAACAGCAUCACAUUUAAUGCAAUUGAGAUUUCUUAUAUCUGCACUAAAAUCCAACUCCGAUUCUAAUGAGGGAAAUUGCCUGCAAAAUUUAAAAAGGGGUAGUACUGAAAGUACCUCCGAAAAAGUUAUGGAUACAUUGGAAGACAACAAUCCUAUAAAUAAAGGACGUCGUCGCAAAUAGGAACAACCUAAAUCGACUACAAUAGAAGCAAAAUAUGGUAAUCCGAAAGAAAAUAACUCACGUUAUGGAAAUCUUCGGACUUCUUCAAUUGAUACAGUGACCUUGAAUAGGCAUUCAAUUUUAUCGAUAUAUAGUGUUAAUACAGAAAUCACUGGAUAAAAUCAUUAAAAAAUAUAGUUUAAUUUGUAACAUCGAUAGAAAAUCUUUUUAUUGAAUAUCUAUCAACUAGACCGCUUGAAGCAGGCGAUCGACCAGAAUUGGCCAACAGGAAGGGUGUAGUGUUCCACCGGGACAUCAAAUCAUUGGAUAAAAACAUUAAAAAAUAUAGUUUAAUUUGUAACAUCCAUAGAAAAUCUUCCGAUUGAGUUACCUAUCUGCUACUACCAAAAUAUUUGCGUUUCUUUAUGAAUAUAUUGUAAACUAAUUACUUACAUGCACAACGAUAUUUUUUUACUGGCUAUAUGGGAAUUACAUUUAAUUUGUUCCUUAGCCAAAAUAACAAUACUGAACAUUUAAAAGAAGAUAUAAUACGUAAAGUUUGAGAGUAGUAUAUAUGAAGUUUGAAAAUAAUUGAAGUCGAGUUAUUUACUUCUUCUACAUAUUACUUUUAAUACCAGAAAGUAGUACAACUUAUAUUGGUUCUAAACCAUUUGAAGCUUUAUAUACAUAUGUAUGCAUUUAAAUGUACAUAUGUAUAAGUAUAAAACUUUGAAGUAGCAAUCCUAUAUGUGGCAAUAUGUUAAAAUAACAUAAGUUGACUAAAAUGAAUGAGAACAUUUAGAUUAUUUCGCCAAUGCUAAGUUAAAGCAAUCUGUUAGUAUCGGAAGCUUCGAAUUAAAAAAAAUAUGUGCCAAAUAUUGUCUCGAAAUCAAAAUGUCAAGCAUUCCUUUAUUUCACCAAUGCUACUUUAACAAAUUUCCACGUAUUCCUACCAUUUAUAAAAAAGAGCUUAUUUACACAUACAACGAGGUUUGUUAAAAAAAAGGUGAAUUUUCAAAUUUCGCAGCUUGUACCACUUGUGAACAUAUCUUUGACUCAAUGUACACUCACCGUAUGUCACUGUCAACAUUUCAAAUUCUUUUUCCACAAAAUGUAAUGCAAAUUCUUUGAUACGUUUUUUCGACAGCAGGAAAUCAUCGAACACGAAAAACACAUCGUACUUUUAUGCUUCUCGCAAACAAAAUAAAUAUGCUAUAUUCAUAGUAGCUAAAACUGAGAACAUUAGUUCGGGACAAGUGUACCAACAUAACAAAAUAAAGAAAUCGAUAAUCGAAUGUACGUAGCCCGCGAAAUUGAAAAUUCACCUUAUUUUUUGACGGACCUCGUAUGUACGUACAGGCAUGAAUGUGCAAAUGUAAAUUUAAAUGAUUUUUCUAAAUGGAAAACCUUUAUUCGGUAUCGGUGUGCAUUUGUAAUAUUUAUAUUUAAUAUAAUCAUUCAUAACAUAUAAGUUACAAUGGAAUAUUAUAGUUCUUCUGCUUUUAAUUUUAAAUAGAAUUAAAACUAAUAAAUGUAAGUUAUAUGUAUUAUAGUUCUAAAUGAUCUUAAACUUUAUAAAAAUUUUGUAAGAAAUCGCUGAUUACGUAAGAAGAUUUCUCAAAUUUUUUUAUAUAAGCAAAUAUGUAUAAUAUAUUAUUACUACAUACCUUGUACAUACACAUAUAUUUACAUCCGAAAACAUUAAAUUCUUUUUUAUUGAAACGCAUUAUUAAUUUAGUCAU